Molecule: messenger RNA, 3888 nt
Organism: Plasmodium fragile
Lineage: Eukaryota; Apicomplexa; Aconoidasida; Haemosporida; Plasmodiidae
Product: CMGC protein kinase
Exons: 1
Coding region: 1-3888 (1295 amino acids)
Biological process (GO): peptidyl-serine phosphorylation; peptidyl-threonine phosphorylation
Cellular component (GO): cytoplasm
Molecular function (GO): protein serine/threonine kinase activity; ATP binding; protein tyrosine kinase activity
Source: RefSeq, a predicted model, not a curated record
AUGCUGAACAAGGAGGAUUACCUAAUUUCCCUUUUUGAUAUAGUUGAAGGGUUCCAUAAUUACUGCACAUUGUACAAGAAGAAACACUGCAGCAGUUUUAUUUUUUCUAGUAAUGUGCUCACGCAAAAUGAGAGAAGUAAAGAUGCACAAGAUUUUAAAAGGGCCUUUAGCGCCUUUGUAAGCAAAAUAGAAUUUUUACAUUUUCACAUUGUAGAGAAGGGCAUCCCGUGUGAGAAUGUCGAGAGUGCAUGUGUGGGACAGGGUAAAUGCAAAAGUGAGGAGCCUCAGGGACAAAUGCAUGGUAAGGAGAAAAAUGAUCGUUGCGGAGACCAAAUCCAAAAUGGAUUCCCCCAGAAUGAAUCUACGUAUAAUGACGCACAUUUGGGAAGCGACGUGAAACAGUACAAUGGGGGUGAAAAUAAAGUAGACGUAAGGGAAGGAGCGGGGAAGAAUCACCACACGGAGAAGACAAAUGAGGAGGAUUAUAAAAAAAAUUUCGGUCAGACAAACUGCUUCGACUUCCACGAUGUAGAAAGGCAAGGUAGAAAUAAAAACUACUUGUGUGGGUUCCAUUCGUCAGAGUCCAAUUGCAGCGACGCGGAUGAUUCUUCAAACAGCACAGAUUUGUGCGAAGAAAACAGGGACCUAAUACUUAGCCAAAGAAAUGAAACCCUAAUCAGAUACGUCGCAGGCUUAGACUAUGCCCUAAAUGUCAGGAGAGUGUCCAAGGAAAUGUUAAUAGAAGAAAUUAAAGAAUUCUUUAAAGUGCAUAAUAGCAACGUUAGAUUAAGCAAAUACUCCUCCUUUUUAAGUGACGAAACUAUGAUUAUGUUAAAGAGGAGGGCCCAAAAUCAUGAUGGAUGUGAAGAUGAUUAUGAUGAUGGUUAUUAUUUAAAUGUAGAGAGGAAGUACACACAUAAGUAUAAAAAUAAAACCUUCUUUUUCUCCAUCCCUGGGAAUUAUUUCUUUAUAAAAAAUUACGAUGACCAAAGUAGGGACACCUUUUCCAUCUCCAACUACACCAACUAUGAGAGAAGCUCAAAUGGCAUUACCCUAUACACACUGUCUAAUAAUUCAUCAAGCAUAAACGGAAACAACUCCAAUUUGUAUACGGACAAUAUGCUAAGUAGAAAUGGCUCUUGCAACAAGUUUAGCUCACCAACAUUUGGAAUGGAAGUAGAGCGACAGAUGUCUCCUAUCUUUGGAAAAAUGGAGGAGGAAAAUAAAAGUGCACACUGUGCGUGUAACGAAUUUGAGAUUAAUUCCUAUCAAUCUAAUGAAGAAAUGGACAAUGCUUAUUUGACGCCCAAUUUGAAAAGUAACCCGAGGAAGGAAAACCAUAUAAAAUUGAACAAACAGGAAAGAUUCAUUCAAGAAAAGGAGAAUAAUGUAAGCGAUUUUCCCCCUCACAGCAGUGGCAGUUACAAACAUAAUGAUAGAAUUGGCAAAAGUGUUACCAAUAAAUGGGAGAAGAACAACACGUAUGAAAUUGAUAGCAUACAGAAGAAAAAAAACAACCUACAUAGUAACACGAGCGAUUUCUAUCAAAGUAUAAGGGACUUUUACAAAAGUAAGGAAAAUGGUAAUAACUCCUGUGAGGAAGGAAGCAACACCUGCAUGAAGAAUAGCUCCCUCUUUUUGAAUAGCAAUGAAACGAGUGUACAAACGAAUAAUAAAAUUUACCAAGAAAACGAAAAGAACAUAAUUAACCUAUUUUUUGAUGAUGAGCUGUCAAGCGCGAUAACUAUAAAUAAUGAGUCCUCCUUCAGUAAAGGAGUGGAAAGCUGCAGUCGACAUCAUAUCCAGCAUAAGGAUAUUCCAGAUGUAGAUGGGGGAAAUUUUGAGCAGAGUGAUAAAGAUGUGUCAAGUGACGAGAACCACCACGAUGAUGUGGAGCAAGCAGUAAAGUACGAACGGGAUGAACAUAAGUGGAUGGAUGAGUACUGUGAGGGAGAUUACAAUAUGUUUAGGUCAAAACAGAUUAAGAAAAAAAAAGAGCUAACGCUUGGAUGGUCAACUGUGAUAUCCAGUGAAGAGGAAAUGGAAAAGGGAUCCCAAGAACAGGGGGAACAAAAGAACGUUAAAACGGACCAAGUCACCAUUUUCCAUAAAGAAGGCCACUUUGGAAGUAACUACGACAGUGACCUUACCAGGGUUGACCAAAAUUCUUGUGACCACACGUAUAACGCAAUUAACCUAAGGAUCAUAUACGAAACUAACAAGGGCGAACUGAAUUCCAAGGGGGAAAUCCAUUUUUUCUCGGGUCAGCUAAUUUUGAAUAAAUAUAAAGUGGUAAAAAUUUUGUCCAAAACUAAGUUCAGCACCACGCUUAAGUGUUUAAAUGUGCUAUACAGGAAAGGGAAAGGCGGGGGUGGUGUUCAUCAGGUAUAUAAUUAUAGGCAGAGUUAUUCAAGGACAUGUUCAAUGGGACGCACAAGCGAUUCCUUAGUGGUCAAUAGUUCAACCAAUGUAGAAGAUUCGACAGGGGAAAGGACUCCACGUAAAAAACUCCAGGAAGGACAAGAAAAAUGUAUAUGCAAUGACGAACCCCCCUGCGCAGCCAGAACUGCGAGGGAUAAAAACUACAAGUACGUGUGCUUAAAGGUAAUGAAAAAUGGAAAGAGUUUCCUAGACCAAGGAUUGUUGGAGCUGAUCGUUCUAAACAUGUUAUCGAAUAAGAGUAGCGACUCCACAAAAAAUGGAAAGGGGAAGACGCACACAAAUAAGAACAUUAUACAACUGUAUGAUUACUUUUACUUCAAAGAACAUCUAAUUAUAGUGACGGAAUACAUGCAGAGCGAUUUGUACAAUUAUUUUAUUAAAAAGGGUAAGAUAGGGACUCUGGGGCAGCUACAAAUAUUGGCCAAGAACUUGCUGGAAGGCUUGGCAUUUAUCCAUUCCAAAAAUUUAGUACACUGCGAUUUGAAACCUGAAAAUAUUAUGAUAAACAUGAAAAGGGGGAAGAGAAAAAUGAAAGGAGUAGACAAAGGAGGGCGCUUAGAAAAAGGUUCUGACUCAGGUUUAGUAACGUUGGGUAGUACACACAAGAGCAAGUCUUCCACGCACAAGGACGUGUUUGUACCGGAAAAGGAAAAGUUAUGUUUUCCAGCCAAUUUGAAGGAUAAACAAAAUAAUAAUAGUAGUAAUAGUAGUAGUACCAACAAGGCUGUCGCAGAAAGACACAUUUUUAGCAGCGAAAAAUUUGAAAAAAUAAAAAUAAUAGAUUUUAACAGCUCUAUAUACGAAAGCGACAAGCUAGAAAUGUACGUUCAAACGAGAUCGUAUAGAUCUCCAGAAGUUUUACUACAACAAAAUUACGACAAAAAAAUUGAUAUAUGGAGCUUAGGUUGCAUAUUGUUUGAAUUUUUAACGAAGAAAAUUCUAUUUGAUCAUCAAAAUAUAUAUCGAUUUAUAUAUUCUAUAGCGUCCUACAUUGGACCCUUUCCAUUUUAUAUGAUAAAGGGUUGCCGUAUGCCAUAUCUGUUCACAAAGCACGGAUUAAUAAUUUUGAGUAAGAUAAGUGUUGACAAAAGUUAUGGUAACUGCGUUAAGGAAGAACCACUUGAUGAGGUGGAUGACGAAUCGGUCAUGUUUAACUCAAAAGACUUCUUCCGUUUAAAUAAAAAAGAAAGCCACACAAAUGAUUUAUUAAAAGGUACCCACGCAAAUCAGGGUUCGCAGUACUCGUUAAAACCACGUAAAGAAAUUUAUUAUGAUGUUUGCUACCCAAGUGACAACUUGCUAAAACGUAAUUUUCAUAUUGAAGAUACUUUAUUUUUAGAUUUUCUCUUGUCACUACUGCAAAUCGACCCAUGCAAACGGCCUAAUGCGGAUGAGGCAUUGGAACAUCCUUGGCUGAAGCCGAACAUUUACCAUGACGGAUUAUGA